Molecule: messenger RNA, 2078 nt
Organism: Megalopta genalis
Lineage: Eukaryota; Metazoa; Arthropoda; Insecta; Hymenoptera; Halictidae
Cellular component (GO): axonemal microtubule
Source: RefSeq, a predicted model, not a curated record
CCAUCACAUCCGUUCUGGUUUUUGUAGCAUGUUGUACACGUUCUACUAGAUUAUUAUAUUUGUAUUAUUACUGCCAAGUAUAGCUACCAAGUUACACACUGUUAGUGCACGAUAAAACAUAUGGUGUUCAAUGAAGAAAUAAAAAAGAAAAAUCUAACGCUUCACAUAUUUUCGAUCUACGUGACAAAUACUUUGAUCAAUCGAACUCGUACAAAUUUUUGAUACACUACAAAUUCGAAAUUAAAAUAUUUCCCUCCUUCUGACGUACAGUGAUAUAGUUUGCUGUUUCUGUCUAAGAUCAUUAAUUAGUGUUUCAUUUACAUAAAAUAACUGAUUAACGAAUUCACAUCGAAAGGCUAAUCCGAUUAAUUUGUCAGGUAAGGGUAAUUAAGGGUAAUCUGUUAAUUGUGAUAUGACUGACGAAAAUGAUAAAAAUGCACAAGCUGUAACCAGUGGAACCUCGGCUUCGAAAGAAUCAAUAAAAUCUUCUCCUUGUUUAAAGAAAUCGUCAGGUUACAUGGAUCUUCUACCUGCAAUAGAAUCUAAAAACUUACAAAGCGAUAACGAAAAUAAUUCAAGAGAGAAGAAAAAUUCUAAUAAUAAGGAUGCCGCGGAUAAUCCAGGAAAGUUUACAACCGCCAUAGAGGACCUAAAAAAGCGAAGAAUAGAAGAAGUACUGGCAAAGAAAAAACAAGAGGAAGAAGAAAGAGAAAGAUUCGUUAAGGAGUCCGCCGAGAAGAAGGCGGCUGAAAGAGCAGAAAUAAUAAAACAAGCGAAAAGAUUAAUCCUUUACAGAAAACCAAUGUGCAGACGGAUUAAUCGUGCUUUAUUAGUUUCCGAGUGCUACAGAGAGUUGGAUGAGCAACUGAAAUUUCAAGAAACCCUUAAACGUAUGGAUGAGGAGGAAGAGACAAGAUACGUGAACCUGAUGAAAGGAGACGUGGCGAAGUACGAAGAGGAGCAACGACAAACCGCGGCUGAACAACUCGAGAAACAGAGAAAGUAUGCCGGCGGAUUGAAGGAGCAGAUCGAAGAAAACGAAAGGAACACGAUCGAGAAGGAAACCGAAGAAUUUGAAGCCGCGAAGCAGGAUCAAAUUAAUAUCAACAAGUAUUUGCAGGAUAUAAAGGAGCACGAAGAACAAGAAAUGCUGGGCAAAAAACAGAAACUGAAACAAUUCUUCCGAGACGCGAUCGAAGAGAAGAAACGGUUCGAUCUUAAGUUGAAACAGGAGGAAGAGUUUGAAGACCGGGCGAUCGAAGCCUAUCAGAAUGCUAGAACACGAAUUAAAAAACUGCACAAGGAGGUUCAAGCAAAAAGGAGAGCGAACAUUGAGAUCAGAGCUAACGCGAUAUCGGAACAACAUCGAAAGUUCAUGUACUCCACGCAAGAAUCGGAGGUGAAAAUAUUAAGGAAAGCUCUAGAGGAGCAGGAGGCAACGUACCAAGAAAGAAAGAGAAAUGAGAAGGAACGCGAGGCCCGGUCUCGAAAGCAGAGACAAGAUUUUCAUAAAGCAACGACUGCAGCGAGAUUGGAGCAGGUUGGGAAGGCCGAGCAGCUGAAAGCUUGGGAAAUGAUGCAAAGAUUCAAAAGGGCCGAGUAUAACGAGGAAGUCGAGCUCAAAGAACAAGGCGCACAAUGGAAGAAAAAGAUCGAGUAUGGAACUGCGCUGCGAAGACAAAUCAGCCAGCAGGAAGCGCAACGAGAACAAGACAAGCUUCUAGAAGAGAAGGCAACGAGCAUGAGCGAAGUCGUCGAAAAAGAAAAUCAAAGAGUACUUGAUUAUGCGGAGGAAGUUAUCAACGAAUCCAGGAACGUGCGGCCACUCUAUCCAAUCCUCAAAGCCGUAGAGGAAUGUAAGCGGGAAAUGUGUAUGGUACCGUUAAGAAAAAAAGAAGAAACGGCAAUAGCAACGACACCCAAGAGAAGACAACGUCGCCGUGUUUGUACGAAGUUCGUUCCCGAAGAUAAAAUUUGUUAUUUAUAAAAAACCGGAAAACGGUAGAGAAAGCGUUUCAAGAUUCCUCAUAUAUUUACAACAAGCAUCAGAGUGCAUCCUUCGUGCAUCAGAGUUUGAU